AUGGAUAUUUGGGGCGAGUCCAACGGCCCCCCUCGCAAGAAGAUGCGCAAGGGGACCAAGAGUUGUGUCGAAUGUCGUCGGCGCAAAAUCCGUUGCACCUACCACCCAGAUCGCCCUGAUACCUGCAAUGAAUGUCGAUUACGAGGCUCUACCUGUAUUGACCAAGAGCAUAGCUCCGAUGACCCUGGAUCCGCGCCGGGCUCUACCCAAGGCGAUCAACGAUAUAGUCUGCGGGAGCGGGUAGCUCACCUAGAGACUGUAGUACAGGAGCUAUCCAAACGGCUGGACCAGCAAAGCUCAAACAACGCUCCUUCCCGGAAUCUCCCCCAGGCAGAAGUGACCCCGCCAGCAACCGAAUCCGAUCAACUCGGCCCAUCCAGCGACCAAAUUCAGAAUGCCCCGGUAAUGCAGCUGUUUGAUAACUAUCUCUUGAGCCGCCGCGAGGAUUCAGACAGCAAUGACCGAUUUGCAGGAGCGAAAGAUACCUCGCCAAAGGCACGAGCUGCACGAGCUGAGCUCCUGUCGCUACUUCCACCAACAUCAGAUAUUCGCAUGGUCAUUGCAGAAACUUCACAUUUAUGGUGUAUCUGGGACGAACAUUUCCCAGACCUCCUGACUCAGUUUGACUUUCCCUCAGAGCUUAGCGAGAGCACGGUUGCACCCGCCGAGAUCGCUAAGGCUGUUGUCUGUCUCGCUAUCAGUGUCAUCCAUCUACUUCCCGAGUUCAGUUUCGGUGCUCUACAACAUCCUUUGGAUCCGCAAGAAUUUGCCGCUCGCUGCACUGGGGUCGUGGAUCGCCUUGUGGUUCGUGACGAUGACUUUGCGGCCACGCUUCCUGGCAUUGAGGUUCAGAUGUUGCUUUCAAAGUAUCACAUGAACGAGGGCCGGUUGCGCAAGGCGUGGCUUGUCAAUCGACGAGCUAUUGAAUUUGCGCACCUCGCGGGCAUGCACUUGUCUACUCGUAACCCACGGCCUGCGGAUACUCUUUUUGAGCGACGGCUGCGAAUAUGGUGCUCUUUGACAACGGCAGACAGAUCUUUGAGUUUGAUCCUUGGUCUUCCGUACGGAGUCUCUGAAUCCUUCUUCCAGCCACAGAUUGAGCGGCGCCUGAGCAUGGGCAUCUCUGCCGCAGAACAGUAUAUGUUGCGCAUUGGGGUCAUCACCGGACAUAUGGUCGACCGCAACCAGAACCCAGCCGAUAUGUGUCUAGAGACGACUUUGAAGCUUGAUCAAGAGCUUAUGGAUGCUUGGAGAGCCUUGCCGAAUAGCUUCUACGGAACCGCCCCCGGUCCUAAUGAGCAGCGGGAGCAAUUUCAUGCUCGGAUUCCUUUGCAGUUCAUGCCCAAGGUGCUCCGAGCUCUCUUGCACAUGCCCUUCUUGCUAAAAUAUCCACAUGAUCAGCGCUUUAGCUUCUGCCAUCGUGAAGCCAUUCAAUCUGCCCGAGAUGCCUUGGUGCUGUAUAAAGUGCUUCGAUCAAUGACGAGGUCUUAUUUGUGCAAAAUGAUUGAUUUCUUUGCUUUUACGAUGAGCAUGCUCCUCAUCGUUCAUCUUCACGGCCACGCUGAUGAAUCACCGGUACCUCACAAUCAAAAAGAUGAACAAGACUGGAAGCUCGUGGGGGAAGUGGUCGAGAUUCUUGGACAGGCAGCGACUGAGAGGGGAGGAUCUGUAGCUGCCGAAUCAGCAAACAUCCUCGGUGCUAUCUUUCAUACCAGAUCACAAAUUCAUCGCAAUUGGCCGUCAUCAGCUACGUGCAAGGUCACGGUGCCUUACUUUGGAACCAUCACCGUCGGGGCUGGCACCAAGCUCUUGAGGCCUCAAAACAACCAAGGCCAGGACGAGACUGCUCCAAAACUGGUGCCAUCAGCAGACUCUUCAUACAAACCAAGUCCAAGUCAACUAUACACUCCCCCAUUAUCGGAUCCUGAUGGAACAUCUACGACGAAUACUAGCGGGACUUCAAAUACUCAAAGCCCCGUUUUUGCAACAGAAAGCACAUCCGGGUAUCCCAUCCAACCGUUGUCGCAAGGCGAAGAUGUUUCCAACACCACUUUUGCCGGUAUAGAAUCCAAUACAUUCACAGGGUUGUUUGAUGACUUUGGGCAAUUCACAUGGCCGAAUCCAGCUGUUGAUCUAGGUCUGGACUAUGGUUGGAAUUUGAAUUGGUCCGAGUAG
This is a messenger RNA of Penicillium cataractarum, 2175 nucleotides long. RefSeq lists its product as uncharacterized. The transcript has 3 exons. The coding region runs from base 1 to 2175 and encodes 724 amino acids. Lineage: Eukaryota; Fungi; Ascomycota; Eurotiomycetes; Eurotiales; Aspergillaceae. Gene Ontology annotation, molecular function: zinc ion binding; DNA-binding transcription factor activity, RNA polymerase II-specific. Gene Ontology annotation, biological process: regulation of DNA-templated transcription. The record is from RefSeq and is a predicted model, not a curated record.